Messenger RNA from Plasmodium gaboni, 696 nucleotides. Its product is annotated as exported protein (hyp6). Bases 1 to 696 code for a protein of 231 amino acids. Lineage: Eukaryota; Apicomplexa; Aconoidasida; Haemosporida; Plasmodiidae. The record is from RefSeq and is a predicted model, not a curated record. The transcript is spliced from 2 exons.
AUGCCCAAACUUUUAAUUCUUUUUAAAAAUUUCUUAUUUAUAUAUUUUUUUAACUUUUCAUUAUACCUUCAAAAUGGGAAUUUUCUAAAUAUUAUACAUUAUGAAAUAUAUAAUUUUAACAAGGUUUCUACUUUAAUUAUGAAACGAACACUGAAUGAAAUGUUAAGGUAUAAUAAUAGGUCACAAUUAAAGGUCUCACAAAUAAAUAAUAAUAUAGAUGAUUAUGAAGAAAAUAAAAUUAGUUCAUCUCAAACAGGAUUGAUUAGGACCUCGAAAAAAAAAUCAAAUAAUAAUAAAUCAAAAAAUACUAAAAAUUAUAUUAUAACUAAAAACGAGGAAACAUUGGAAGACUUGCUAAAAGAAUAUGAUGACGAAAUGAGAGAAAUAAAUAAUAAUAAUAAUAAUAAUAAUAAAACAUUUUUUAAAAAAGCAAAACAUGUAUUGGAAGCCUUUGAUAAUAUUUUUAUAGACAAGGUAAUAGAUUCAAAUAUUUUUAUAGACAAGGUAAUAAAUUCAAAUAUACAGAAUAAACAAUCAGAUUUAAAAGAAGAUGUAAUGGCUAACGCUGUAAUACUUUGUGGUUCUCCAAUUUUAGCUAUACCAAUACUUUCAUAUUUUUGUAAGCGAAUUAAUUUUUUUCAUUCAAUACUUUCAUAUUUUUGUAAGCGAAUUAAUUUUUUUCAUUCACCCCAAUAA